Suillus clintonianus is the source of this 1119-nucleotide messenger RNA. Its product is annotated as P-loop containing nucleoside triphosphate hydrolase protein. Bases 71 to 814 code for a protein of 247 amino acids. Gene Ontology annotation, cellular component: mitochondrion. NCBI's taxonomy places the organism in Eukaryota, Fungi, Basidiomycota, Agaricomycetes, Boletales, Suillaceae. The record is from RefSeq and is a predicted model, not a curated record. Gene Ontology annotation, molecular function: GTP binding. The transcript has 4 exons.
CAACAAACCACAACAACGUCUGGAGGGGGUCAUUUUUCUUUCUUCAUGAAGUCCAAACUCUGCAGGCUCCAUGCUCGCAUCCACCGCUAAUGUAGCUGCGAUUUCAAGAGCAUUUUACGUGCUUCCUACACUACAGACCGGUCGCAGUGGAAGUUUGAGGUAUAUAUCCUCCAGAGCCAAUGCUAUUUUCAAGGAUGCGGGCACCGCAGAAUUUCUUGCUGCUGUUGGUGAUAAAGAAUCUCUACCCUUCCUAGGCGGGCUUCCUGAGGUAGUUGUAACAGGUCGAGCAAACGUUGGAAAAUCAUCUUUGCUUAAUUCUGUGGUUGGGCGUCGAGAUCUUCUUUUCACCAGUAAGAAAGCUGGUCGAACACAAACACUCAACUUUUUCCGUGUUGGAUCUCAUCCUGGUCGUUUGGUCGUCGUCGACUCCCCGGGAUAUGGUGCCAGGGGCCGACCCGAGUGGGGUGCCCUUUUCAACCAUUAUCUAGAAACUCGGAAAAAGUUAUGCCGCGUCUUUAUCUUGAUAUCUGCUGCUCAUGGUAUGACUGCUACCGACGAGGCAAUGCUGUCCUCGUUGAAUACUCAGAUCCAGUCACUCGACGACAUCUCCUGGACGCUUCAAGCAAUCAUCACCAGGGCCGACGCACUGAAAGCAAACGGUCGCGCCCAAAUAAAUCAGAUUGAACAAGAUAUCUUUCGCGUUGCCCCGACAUGCUUACCCCCCAUCAUCACCUCAUGUCCGUCUAAGGGAAUUCCUUUUGGCAUCGAUGAAGUCAGGAAGUCGAUUUCUCAUGCAUGUGGAAUCCUCCCUUAGAGAUCUUACUCACAACGACUGCCUGCUUGUCGUCGUUGACAAUAGUCGGACGUGUAUCUGAUAAUAAGGGUGGGCUCAGAUUAAUAUCUAAAUUAAUGCCCUUCCUAAGCGAUCGUAAUGUUGUUUUUUAAGGUGGCUGAGGAAAUCAAAUAUGGGUUCUUCCUUAAAAGAUAAUGCCGGCUCUUGGAACAUCGUGUCUUUGUCGCUCCGACACUCCGAGUCCGCUUCUCAAGUUCCAUCCGAGGUGUACACUGAUCACUUGAAGCUAUAUCAGACUGUGGCUUAGUUCGCGAUGCGCUAUCUCG